AAUUGCCUUGGUCUCUCUCUCUCUCUUCUUUCCGUCAGAGCUCUGGCUUUCUUGCCGGAAUUCCAUACUCUCUGCAUUUCUCUCAUUAAAAUGGUCCAUCUCUAGGGUUUACUUUCCCAAACCCAGUAAUUGAAUUGCAAUUUUCGUUUUGACGAACACUUGAAGUGCCAGAGAUGUCUCGCCAGAUGACAUCCACGGCUUUUCACAAAUCCAAGACUCUUGACAACAAAUAUAUGCUUGGAGAUGAAAUUGGAAAAGGUGCUUAUGGUCGUGUGUACAAAGGCUUGGAUUUGGAGAAUGGUGACUUCGUUGCAAUUAAACAAGUUUCUUUGGAGAAUAUAGCUCAAGAGGAUCUUAAUAUAAUCAUGCAAGAGAUUGAUUUAUUGAAGAAUCUGAACCACAAAAAUAUUGUGAAAUAUCUUGGGUCAUUGAAGACAAAGACUCAUCUUCACAUAAUUCUUGAGUAUGUGGAGAAUGGCUCUCUUGCAAAUAUUAUUAAGCCAAAUAAAUUUGGGCCUUUUCCAGAAUCUUUGGUGGCUGUUUACAUUGCCCAGGUCUUGGAAGGCUUGGUUUAUCUUCAUGAACAAGGUGUUAUUCAUAGAGAUAUCAAGGGUGCUAACAUAUUGACAACCAAAGAGGGUCUUGUGAAGCUUGCUGAUUUUGGUGUUGCCACAAAGCUAACUGAGGCUGAUGUUAACACGCAUUCAGUUGUUGGAACACCAUACUGGAUGGCUCCUGAGGUAUUUUUUUGAGUCUUUUUAUCUCAGCAUAUUCGCUAGGUUUAAUCCUAACUGAUGGUUUCAUUUUUUUUUUUUUUUUUUUAAUUUCUUUUUUAUGCUGAGAAUAUACUAAUGAAAAUGUUAAGGAGUUACAAGUACGAAGUGGACCAGUUAUCCACAAGAAGCUCAAAAACCAUUCAAUUUUGGCAAAAUAUAUACAGAAACUGAUGAGUUGUUUCUACAUCAAGGAAAAUAAGAUU
This is a messenger RNA of Pistacia vera, 979 nucleotides long. Its product is annotated as MAP3K epsilon protein kinase 1-like. The record is from RefSeq and is a predicted model, not a curated record. Gene Ontology annotation, biological process: protein phosphorylation. NCBI's taxonomy places the organism in Eukaryota, Viridiplantae, Streptophyta, Magnoliopsida, Sapindales, Anacardiaceae. The transcript is spliced from 7 exons. The coding region runs from base 174 to 752 and encodes 192 amino acids. Gene Ontology annotation, molecular function: protein kinase activity; ATP binding.